CUGGUGACUUUACUCCAAGUUUAGCUAUUUCAGACGAAGCUAAACUAGCUUUCAUGACUAUAUUUACACAUAUUUCAAAAUGUUUGAAACCAAAAUUUUGAAGCAAAAGAAGGAUUUUUACUUGGAUAGCCUAUUCUGUUUGAAAAUAGGUCAGUCUAACAGUGGUUAGCUGUUAGCUAGCUAACGGUAGCAAGCAUAUACAGUAGGCAAAAGUUGUCAUUUGAACCAGUUCUUUGGCACAUUUAUUUUCUUUAUUGACAACCAGCAAGAAAUGGCAAUGCACAAGGGACAUGCUCAGAAAGGCAAAGCAAAAGGCACUAUAACCAAACCCUAUAUGGAGGACUUCAAUGAGAGUUUCAACAAUGAAAACCUGCCAGUAGUUGAGGCAGAAGCUUUGAGAGGAAGGAAACAUAUGUCAGAGCCAGAUGAUGAUAUUGACAUCACCAAAGGAGGGGAUAUGAUGACCAUGUUGGACAGAUUUGGAGCGGACAUCAACAAAGCCUUCCUGGCAAAACGCAAACGUUUGGAAACGCUCACUAAGUCCUCUGUGAAGACUAGCCAUCAGAAGAUUGAGCAGUUAUGGAGGGUCCAACAAAGUGACAGGAGUAAAGUGACAGAAGAUUACUGCACCCAGUUCAAUGCAGUCUUCAGUCAGUGGGACACAGAUGUGCAGAAGUCCAAGGAUAAUGAGGAGAAACUACUGAGUAUGUUCCAGCACCAGCAGAAGAUGUUUCAGCACAAGAGGGCCUCCCAGAGCCAGAGACUGAAGACUCUCAAGCAGCUGCUGGAAAAGUACAUCCAAAGCCUUGAUACGAUGGAGAAGACCCAUGUCAGCCAGCAGGGUGCUGCACAGGGCGAGCUGCGCCAGGAGAUGGCACUGUUUCAGAAAAAGAUUCUCAGUGACACGCAACAGCAAGAGAUGGCUACAGUGCGCAAGUCUCUGCAGACGAUGCUGAUGUAGGAUCUUCAGAAUGCAGGGAGCUGAGAAGAAUCAACUCCAUCGAAAUGCUUGUUGUGUGUACAUAUCUCUAAGCUGGGUUGCCUGUUCUACUUUAGUUUAUGGAUGUGUUUCAGAUAGAACUUUACAAUUUCCAGAUAAGUGUUAAACAUCUCAGGAACCACAUCUACCUGAUCCAGUAAUCUGCAAAUAACUGUUUUGAAAUCUUGUGUGUUGUGUACAUGUAACAUUGUAUUUCUGUUGUGAACUGCUUCAUUCAAAAGAUCGACAUUGUGUCAGCUGAGGGUUCCAGACUGAAAGUGUUGAAGUCAAAGAGGGAUGUCAUUCACUUAGAAAUUCUUAUUUCUGUCUUCAUAUUUUGGAGUUCUGGUUUCAUAUGUUUAAUCUACUUAAUUGAUCCCUGAUUGAGAGGGGGGUUAUGGAGAACAUAAGACUUCUCGUUACUAAAAUGUUGUCAGGAAUUAAGACCAUCUGUUAUUGUAAAUAUACACGGAGUGUACAAAACAUUAGGGAC
Molecule: messenger RNA, 1472 nt
Organism: Oncorhynchus kisutch (coho salmon)
Lineage: Eukaryota; Metazoa; Chordata; Actinopteri; Salmoniformes; Salmonidae
Product: synaptonemal complex protein 3-like
Exons: 8
Coding region: 272-961 (229 amino acids)
Biological process (GO): meiotic cell cycle; spermatid development
Cellular component (GO): synaptonemal complex
Source: RefSeq, a predicted model, not a curated record